AUGGACAAUUCAACUGCGAACGGCAAAAAUCGGGGCACAAGCGCUCAUCGGGCGCGGAACAAGUCGAAAACGGCACACCUGAAGCGCUGUCAAGCGCUUCGAGUGCCAAUUUUCGCCGAUUCACGGGGCUUAUUGCCGCAGAGCGAACGUUCGGCGGCCAUUUUUUUCCAGCGCGCACUCUCCAAUCGCUAUCGGCUGUCACGGGCCCGUCUCGAAAUUGAAAAUGGCGGUGCGAAUUUGGCGGGAAACGGUACCGGUCUCGCAAUGCUCAAACGCAGUAGAAUUGAUCAAACUGAAUUAGCGUCCGCG
Iphiclides podalirius (scarce swallowtail) is the source of this 309-nucleotide messenger RNA. The record is from the annotation of a GenBank genome assembly. Lineage: Eukaryota; Metazoa; Arthropoda; Insecta; Lepidoptera; Papilionidae.